AUGGAUUCACCACAAUCAAGGCUGGCAGCCAACUUCCUGCCAUAUCUGUUAACCACGGCCGCCUCCCCAUCGAACGCCGCCACAUCAAUCCAUCAACUCUUUGCCAGUCCCUCGAACUCUACUCUUCACAUACCCGACGGAAAAAACGAGGAGGACAUGCACCAGUGGUCUUCCCUGAUCGGUAUUAUCACUGCACUGUGUGGUAACGUGCUAAUCUCCCUGGCACUCAACAUCCAACGCUACGCGCAUAUCCGAAUCGCAAGAGAGUUCGAGCAGGACAAAGGCCGAAUUGCGGAAAAUGGAAACAACGAUGCGGAUAACCAGCGGAGAGGAAGAUCCCCUGGACAGUACCGAGACUCAGAGGACGAGUUCGAGCCUUAUCGUGACGACGACCACGCCGGCGGUCGAAACAGUGCCUCAAGCUCGCGCGGAAGCGAAUACAGCUUCGAGGGCAAGGAUGGGACUGAUGGACGCAAGUCUUAUCUCAGAUCUCCGUACUGGUGGGUCGGGAUCGUACUCAUGGUUGUGGGGGAACUGGGCAACUUUCUGGCCUACGGCUUUGCUCCCGCCUCGAUCGUCUCACCAUUGGGCGUUGUUGCUUUAAUAUCGAACUGUAUUAUCGCGCCCUGUCUGCUCAAGGAACAGUUCCGCAAGCGCGACCUCUGGGGCGUGCUUGUUUCUGUCGCGGGGGCUGUCGUCGUGGUUCUCAGCGCCAAGUCAUCCGAAGAGCAAAUAGGACCCCAUGAGAUUUGGGUCAUGAUCACACGCUGGGAGUUCGAGCUUUAUCUCGGUUUGACGAUCUCAUUGAUUGUCGGUCUCAUGUGGGCGAGUCAUCAGUACGGCUCACGAUCAAUCUUGAUCGACGUCGGACUUGUGGCCUUGUUUGGCGGCUAUACGGCACUUUCCACGAAGGGGGUCUCGUCUCUCUUGUCCGGCACUCUCUGGCAUGUAAUCACCUUUCCGGUGACAUACUUGCUUGUUUUUGUCCUUGUCUUCAGUGCUCUGAUGCAGAUUCGGUACAUUAAUCGGGCCCUGCAACGCUUCGAUUCAACCCAGGUGAUCCCAACGCAGUUUGUACUCUUCACUCUUGCUGUGAUCAUUGGAAGUGCGGUGCUAUACCGUGACUUUGAAUCAAUAACGGCUGAGCGUGCCACGAAGUUUAUCGGCGGGUGUCUCUUGACCUUUUCCGGGGUCUACUUCAUCACAAGUGGCAGAGUCCGAGGCGAUGAUGAGUCUUCAUUCUCUUCGGAUGACGAAGAAGGAUUGAUUGGAUUGUCAAACGGUGAAAGGUACCGUGAUAGGAUUGACCUAUCGCCGCCUGGUCCUCAAAUACCGAAAGGUUCACACAUCUCCCCGGACGCCCAUGUCGAUACAGCUCGAUCUCCACCGGGCUCUUUAUUGAGCCAAGGCAUUGAAGGCGUGGAUGAGGAUCAUUCAACUCCCCGAGGUGUACUUUCCGUCGCCCAUUCUUCGCCUCGUGGAUCUUUGACCGCCGAGUCUCAUGCAUCUGGUCCUUCGUUUGACUUUACUUCUCCAUUGCGGCCUCCGUCUCGCAUGUCAAACCCGUGGGCAGAAAUUCAUCCACAGGAUGGUCCGCCUCCCCAAUUUAACGAUCAAAUCUUCCGCCCUUCCACCCCAACAGAGCACAGUGACACCACCCAGUCAACUGUUCUUUUACGCUUCCCGCCUCCCCCUGGCAUCGACCAAACGCCAGGAUCUAACGGCGACGCCGGGAAUGUGCGACGAGCUUCAACUCCCACAUUAUUGACACAAGCCAAUCAGAACGGGCUGGCGGAUGUUGUCCUCGAAACGCCAUCGCGACGGGCACUUCGCAACUCCAUCUCACAUCGUUUCUCUCCGGGUCCUCUUCUCCCCACGCUAUCCGGUGGUUUCACUGCCGUGGUAGCCGAGUCUAUCCGUCGCGGUGAAGGCAGUCCUUUAAAAGACCGCUCUCGGCGCAGACUAGGACGUCGCCGUCAAGUCGAUGGCGUCUUUGUUGAGCCUAACCCUGCAGACGGCAAUAACCCUGAAACGCCGCUCUCACUCGCUACCGCUCGUCUCCAGUCUGCCACCGACUCGUCCGAUGUUCAUGCGGAAGCUGGUCGCUCGACACCGGGUCUAGCCACUGAAGUUUACACAUCACCAGGUAGUCAAGCGAACGAAGAUGUGACCCGUCUUCGUAGCUUCAGUGACUCUUGGAGUGGUGGUUUUGCAUGGUUGGGUGGUGCUCUCCGCAAAUCGCAGAACCAACCCGAGAGUGCCGCUGUAACAGCAACACCGACACCAGAACACGAGACACCACCUGGUCCAAGUGACUCUCCACUUGGCCCAUCGGACACCGGGCGAUAA
Molecule: messenger RNA, 2349 nt
Organism: Penicillium olsonii
Lineage: Eukaryota; Fungi; Ascomycota; Eurotiomycetes; Eurotiales; Aspergillaceae
Source: the annotation of a GenBank genome assembly